AUGGAGGAUAAAGUUCCACCGGCUUAUAAUCCAUAUUCGUCUUCGGACCCAUCUAUGAAUGUUCCAGUAACCACUGGAGCUGCUGGUGCUAUCAUGUCACCAUACUUGAACUUUGACCCGGCUUACUUUGGACCAAAUGACUCACAGUUCAUCUUCCCAGAAGGUGCAGCCAGGACACGAGGCCGUCUUGAAUUAUCAUUUUCUCAGAUAGGAGGUUCUGUCUUUGUUGGAGCAGCUGUUGGGGGUUUAAAUGGAUUCUAUUCAGGGCUGAAGGAUGUCCAGGCAAGGCAGCUUGUUGGAGCUAACAGGAGGACGCAGUUGCUAAAUUUUAUCACAAAAGGUGGGGCAUCUACGGCACAGACUCUAGGAGUUGUAGCCUUGAUGUACAGUGUUUUUGGGGUUGUGUUGUCGUGGAGCCGUGGAGUCGAUGACGAGCUGAACACAGUUGUCUCGGGAACAGCCACAGGCAUGUUAUAUAAAUCUUCAGCGGGUUGGCGGCGUUGCUUGCGUGGAGGAGCUAUUGGUUUUGGAUUGUCUUCGCUCUACGUUCUCUUCACCAGCAGGGACCGAAUCAGAAGUUUUUUGGGCAGAUAA
Candidula unifasciata is the source of this 594-nucleotide messenger RNA. The record is from the annotation of a GenBank genome assembly. NCBI's taxonomy places the organism in Eukaryota, Metazoa, Mollusca, Gastropoda, Stylommatophora, Geomitridae.